Phytophthora nicotianae INRA-310 is the source of this 1628-nucleotide messenger RNA. RefSeq lists its product as hypothetical. Gene Ontology annotation, cellular component: membrane. The record is from RefSeq and is a predicted model, not a curated record. Bases 78 to 1517 code for a protein of 479 amino acids. The transcript has a single exon. Gene Ontology annotation, molecular function: hexosyltransferase activity. NCBI's taxonomy places the organism in Eukaryota, Oomycota, Peronosporomycetes, Peronosporales, Peronosporaceae.
CAGUUUUCGAUCCUUUUCGAUUGGUCAAUUCGAACUUCAAAGCGAUCUUCCGGCAUUUGACUACCUAAAGCUUGGCAAUGCAGCGACUGACCAGUAUCUUAUUGCUUUGGGUGGCUUGCUGCACGGCGGGUGCUGCAUCUACCGUUGGAAACGAUGUGAGUGCAUUACAUCACGACGGUGAGUUGCUGGAGGAGCUGCGUGUGUUGUAUCCGGAGCCAAACGUGCUGUACAAGUCUCCUAUAGUUUUCCGCUUCCAGAUUGUAAUGCCGGACUUCAGCGCAUUGAUGGCCGCGUAUACUGGUCUACGUUGGCUGUGUUUGCAGCUGGAUGAUACUUGGCGACGCUGUAUUCCAAUCGAGAGCGGAGCUCUCAUGAUAGAGUCGAUAGAAGCUGGUAACCACACGGCGCGCCUCGUCAUGUUUGACUCAGCCACACCCGAGACAGGAAAGGAGCUGCUACAAUCAUAUGAAGUGGCGUUCACGGUCCUGAGCGAUGAAGACUUUGCAGCGUCUCUAAAGCAACAACGCCUUGACGACUUAGCGCUCUACGGACCUGAAAUCAGAGAAACUGAGAACAUGAACAUUGUAGAGUGGUUUCGACUACAAAACAGUGAAGGAGGAUCUAAAACAGCAAACUAUGUGACUCAUGAGGUCGAUCCUGCCACUGGUGACACGGCAGCUAAACUUCCAAACAGCAGCCCGACUAACCCGCCGUUGCUGGUCAUCGGAGUGAAGACCAGAGUCAUCGCCGGUUUUCUGUUUCGACAGGCCAUCCGCCAGACUUGGGCCAGCAAGGAUAACUUGCCGUCAAAUGUCCGCGUACUCUUUGCUGCUUGCCGAAUUCCGGUAGACGCAAGUGAAGAAGUUCGUCAAGCCAUAGCCCACGAGCAAAAGGUUUACGGUAGUGACUUGCUCACAGACGUUCUGGACUGCGAGGACUCAUACGCGUCACUGCCCCAGAAGGUUAAAGAGUUUCUUUAUUUCGUGGGAACUGACCAUGUACUCCGAAGAGCUGGAUACGUUAUGAUCGCUGACGAGGACGUGUAUGUGCGAGCCGAUGUCUUUGCGGAGCAACUCGCAGCAUUAGGACCGCUCACUGACCUUUAUGCUGGUCAUGUGAAGGAAGGCAACGCGUUCCUACCGGAGCGAGACCCACAGAGACGUUACUAUCUGCCUGAAUCCGUGUAUCCGUUGGACGAGUUUCCACCUUUUGCAUGGGGUCCACACUACCUCAUGUCGAUGGAUGUGGUAGAUUUCAUCGCGUAUAAUCGUGAAGAAUUGCAGGGACUUGGAUGUCUGGACGAUGUGACUAUAGCACUGUGGCUUCUGGCCAUCCAAGUCCAUCCGCAACACCUUGCCCAAUUCCAAAACUUGCGCGAGGCGCCAUGCACGAACGAGCUACUCGCGUACGCAGACUUGGGGCCACCAGCGAUGCGAAUUAUCCACAACAACUUAAAGUCAGGACGCAACUUCUGCCUCGGCUUCAAUCGGCACACGUGGGAUAAAGACGCAAACUAGAGCUAGCGAAAUGCAACAAAUACCAUUUACAUUUACCAAAUUUCUUGCUUCUUUGUAGAGCCAAGCGAAGCGGAAUUAGCAUUGCUAAUCAAAAAAUCGAACGAACUUGAU